This is a messenger RNA of Drosophila elegans, 515 nucleotides long. RefSeq lists its product as uncharacterized. The transcript has 2 exons. NCBI's taxonomy places the organism in Eukaryota, Metazoa, Arthropoda, Insecta, Diptera, Drosophilidae. The record is from RefSeq and is a predicted model, not a curated record. The coding region runs from base 106 to 408 and encodes 100 amino acids.
CCCCGAUAGCUCCCAGUUGCGGGCUGCUCGGCUAUAGCAAGUAAUAAAUCGAGAACUAAACAAUUUCGUCGUGGUGUAGAGAAAGUAUUAUAGUUAACCAACGAAAUGGCUCAGAAAAUAUUCUGCAUUAUAUUGAUGGCGACUCUACUCGUACUCAGUGCCAAUGCCCGACCUUCGGCGGGGGAUGCAAAGGUGGACCCCAGCGAAUAUCACGGAAAUCUCUCCGUGGAAACGGUGCUGAAAGUGCAGCAGUGCGAGAAGGACUCCAAUGCAAUGGAGCUGUGCAUGAGGUGCGCCAAGGUGACCAAGUCGGAUAUCGUGUAUCCUGUUUGCUGCAGCAACGACGAUGGCAUCAAGGACUGGUGCCGCGAAUACGUGUACUACGGCAACGAGGAGGGCCAGGAUUAGGAGACAAAUUGUAGAUUAUGUCGUACUCCUGUAUAGAUUGGCUGUGAUAACCCACUGUGUAUUUAUUUUAAAUUAUAUUUAGGAAUAAACAAGGCUAAAUUAGCGUA